Molecule: messenger RNA, 907 nt
Organism: Cervus elaphus (red deer)
Lineage: Eukaryota; Metazoa; Chordata; Mammalia; Artiodactyla; Cervidae
Product: glycine cleavage system H protein, mitochondrial-like
Exons: 1
Coding region: 257-778 (173 amino acids)
Biological process (GO): protein lipoylation; glycine decarboxylation via glycine cleavage system
Cellular component (GO): cytoplasm; glycine cleavage complex; mitochondrion
Source: RefSeq, a predicted model, not a curated record
CCUAAUGAAUGGGAGAAAAUAUUUGCAAAUGAUAUGACUGAUAAGGGGUUAAUAGCCAACAUAUACAACUCAGCAUCAGAAAAACAACUAAGGAAUUCCCUCGUGGUCCACUGGCUAGGACUUGGUGCUUUCACUGCCGUGGCCCAGGUUCAACCCCUGGUCAGAGAACUAAGAUCCCACAAGCCACGUGGUGUGGCCAAAAAACAUCCCUGGAAAACAACCCAAUUAAAAAGUGGGCAGAAGCACCCGUGCGAACAUGGCGCUGCAAGCGGUGCGGAGCGUGCGGGCCGCGGUCGGCAGCCUGCGCGCCAUCUCGGCACCCAGCGCGCCCUGCUCGCUGCGGCCAUGGGGACUGCGGGCGGGUGCCGUCCGGGCACUGCGCACCGGCCCUGCUCUGCUGUCAGUGCGGAAAUUCACAGAAAAACACGAAUGGGUAACAACAGAAAACGGUGUUGGAACAGUGGGAAUCAGCAAUUUUGCACAGGAAGCUUUGGGAGAUGUUGUUUACUGUAGUCUGCCUGAAGUUGGGACAAAGUUGAACAAACAAGAGGAGUUUGGUGCUUUGGAAAGUGUGAAAGCUGCUAGUGAACUCUAUUCCCCUCUAUCAGGAGAAGUAACUGAAAUUAAUACAACCCUAGCAGAAAAUCCAGGACUUGUCAACAAGUCUUGUUAUGAAGAUGGUUGGCUGAUCAAGAUGACAUUCAGUAACCCUUCAGAACUAGAUGAACUAAUGAGUGAAGAAGCAUAUGAAAAAUACAUAAAAUCUAUUGAGGAAUGAAAAUGGAAUCCCUAAACUACUUUGAAACAACUUAAUCUAGCAUAGUUGUCUUAAAUCAGUGGUGGAUAGAUAUUUAAAAAGCAACUUUUAGCAAAAGAAACUACUUGUAACAAUGUUUCCUGAAGAAAA